Messenger RNA from Hyaloperonospora brassicae, 1527 nucleotides. The record is from the annotation of a GenBank genome assembly. Lineage: Eukaryota; Oomycota; Peronosporomycetes; Peronosporales; Peronosporaceae.
AUGGGUCUCGAGGGUCUCAACGUGUCGCGCGCAACGGCCGCCGAGCGCGUCGUGCUCACCAGCAAAGCCGUCGUCGCGCCCGCCUCGUCGCUCUCGGCCGCCCUGAUCGAGUCCGAAGCGGCCGCGCUGCGCCGACGCACGUCCAUCCCCAGCACCUUCUCGUUCGGGGGCGUGGACCACGCCAUCCCCGCCGCCGACGUCGGCCAGCGCCGGUGGCGCAGCUUCGACGCUGCCGUCGCCGACAACGCCGCGGCCUCGUCGGCGCUCGAGCUGCUCUCGCGCCGCAUCCAGCAAGAGAGCCAGCACGUGCUCAAGCGCAAGGCGCGGCUGUCCAAGCGCCGCGAGCUCCUGCGCAGCGUGAGCUGCUGGCUCAGCUCGAGUCGACGCGACCAGGUCGCGCUGCUGCAGAUGCAGCUCGUGGCCGAAGUCGCGACGGGCAACCGGUUGCUGGCCGUGCUCAGCGACAUGCGCACGAUGUUGGCGCUGGACGAGGCCGACGAAGCAGCGCUCAGCGCGUCGCAGCGGUACCGUGGGAGCUUUGCCGCGAGUCAGUCGCUCUUGGACGGCAUUGAGCAGUCGGACCGCGUGCUGACGGACGACUGGCUGCGGCAGGUGCUGCAGAUGCAGGCCAAGUACCUGGGCAAGCUCAUGGAGCUGCACCGGCAGAAGAACCUCGAGCCCGCGGGCCUCACGCUCGAGCAGCUGCUGACCACGCAGGUGGACAGCAUGACGUCGGCCCGCGACGAGCCGACGCCGGCGCUCGUGCGCUUUGAGAAGCUCCUGAGUCGCCAGAAGCUGCUCAAGCCCGAGCUCAAGAAGGCACUGGACAAGCUGUGCUUGACGACCAUGCGGUCGUUCACGCGCGGGAGCAGCCAGUCGGGUCCCGAGACGAUCUUUGACGACCGCGAGGCGCGUGACGUGAUGCAUUCGCUCGUGCAGGAGAUUGUGAGCGCGGUGGCCGUGGAAGCAAAGCUGGUCAAGACGCUACUGCCCGCUCUGCGCGUGUUUGUCGAACACAUGGUCUUUAGCCGUCUCGCGUGCGCGUGUUACCGCGGCACAGCUGCCGACUUGGACGAGCUCAAUAGCUCGUGGCGCGAACAGACGGCCAAGAUGCGCAAGCCGAGUCUGAAGGAGGUCGGUCUGCCGGUCGAGAUCCUGGUGGAAGAAGCGCAGGAAGAGGAGAUCUUUAGCAAGUCCAUUGCUACGUUCAACCAGAUCCCGCACCUCGUGCCUUCGAGCGUGCUGGUGUCGUUCAUGCGCGCCGUGUGCACGCUGUACCACGAAGCGAAGGAAGGUCUUGGCCUGGACAGCGGGUGCAUCUCGGCAGAUGUGCUGCUGCCGCUGCUCGUGUACGUGCUGAGCCGCUGCGAGCUGCCGCACUUGCACUCGCAAGUGUAUUUGAUGGAGCAGUACGCCAUUGACGAGACCCAGGACGGAUCAGAGGCGGCCUACUACUUGGCCUGUUUACAAGCUGCAAUGGGCUACAUCGUAGGAAAUGGAGUUACUGACGACGUUGAGUCGCAGUGA